AUGCAUCCCAAAGCAUUCCUGUUGCUGCUGACUGGUAAGCCUGUCACAUUUUAAUAUUGAUUCGAAACUUGUUGUCCCCUUUUUCACUUGCCUAAGAAUAUACAUACAGUCUGAGAUGAUUUCCGAUAGAACAAUAUUAAUGUGUGCCCUCUGUAACUAUGUUAUUUGGAACCUCAAUGUCAGGAAUAUGUGCAAUAGUGUGACUGAUGGCUUCACCUCCCUCCUCUGCCAGCAUACGCAGCCCAUGGUUCACUGCAGCCCCAGGCUCUGUGGCAAUUUGGCAGAAUGAUCACGUGCACCCAGCCUGAUGUCAACCCAUUAAUGUACAAUAACUAUGGCUGUUGGUGUGGCUUGGGGGGGACUGGGACUCCCAGGGAUGACACUGAUAGGUAACUGAAUUUCAUUCAACUUGUGUUGGACAUUACAUUUACAUUUUAGUCAUUUAGCAGACGCUCUUAUCCAGAGCGACUUUACAGUUAGUGAGUGCAUACAUUUUCAUACUGGCCCCCCGUGGGAAAUGAACCCGCAACCCUGGCGUUGCAAGCGCCAUGCUCUACCAACUGAGCUACAGGGGACAUCAUGACCAGGUUUUUGUGUGCAUCUCAGAAAACUCAUUACUUUCUUCUCUUCACUCUCAGGUGUUGUGAGGUCCACGACCUCUGCUAUCAAGCGAGCAGGCAUCUUCCAGAGUGCCGUCCCGUCAUUGACGUCCCUUACAUCAAGGUGUACAUAUUCUCUUGCACAAAUGGGGAGGUCUCCUGUUCAGGUAACAACUGAACUGUAGAAACAAAAUAAUUUGCGGACAUACAUUUGCAAUAAACUAUACAAUCUUCCCAAGCUCUAUGAUAUUGUCAGAUGCAAUGAUGUUUUGAAGUAAGGUGAGGUUUCAGCUUUGUCUGAUUAUAACUGCUCCUAAUGUUUAUCAUGAGCCUAAACCUGUGUCCUCACGCCUCAGCUUCCAACGAUGUGUGCCAGGCCUCAGUGUGCGAGUGUGACCGAGUCGCCGCCAACUGCUUCGCCCAGUCCACCUACAACCCUGAGAACAAGAACCUGGACCCCAAAACCCACUGUGUCACCUGA
Messenger RNA from Coregonus sp. 'balchen', 1080 nucleotides. The record is from the annotation of a GenBank genome assembly. NCBI's taxonomy places the organism in Eukaryota, Metazoa, Chordata, Actinopteri, Salmoniformes, Salmonidae.